This is a messenger RNA of Thrips palmi, 2215 nucleotides long. RefSeq lists its product as uncharacterized. NCBI's taxonomy places the organism in Eukaryota, Metazoa, Arthropoda, Insecta, Thysanoptera, Thripidae. The record is from RefSeq and is a predicted model, not a curated record. Gene Ontology annotation, molecular function: protein dimerization activity.
GGACUGACAAGGGCACCAAAAGUGUCGUUUGCUCAUAUUGCUUCUGGAAGUCAUCGAGGGCCAAUGCUAGUCGAAUGGUGGAACAUAUUGCCUCGUUCUGCAAACAGGCAUCAGCUUCUCUGAAGAAAACUGCUGCCAGUAAACUAAACCAGGGAUCGUCAAAGAAACGGAAAACUAUUGAUAGUUCAGACAGUGAAGAUGAAGAUGCCGCUUUGGAAAGUGCACGACCACAAGCAACAUCUGAAACAACUGGAUCAGUUUCGCCUCCUAGCUCAACCUGUCGAACCAGUGACAAACCCACCACUUCUCACUCUUCAAACGGAUCAAUGGAUAGAUUUGUUGUAUCUACUUCUGAACGGUUAAAGGUGAAGAUUGAUAAAGCUUUAGCCAGAGCAGUAUAUAUGACUCCUAGUGUUCCAUUUAACAUUUUUGAAAAUGUAUAUUGGAAGCAUGCAUUGAAUCUACUCCGGCCUUCUUAUAAGCCACCUAGUCGGCAUCAGAUUGGUACUCCUCUCCUCAACCAGGAGUAUGAUGAUGUAAUGGUAUCUGCAAAAAAAAAUAAAAUAAAAGCAGCUCCUUGUAUAGCUAUAAUCUCUGAUGGUUGGACUAAUAACAGAAAUGAGAGUUUGAUAAAUUUCCUAUUGACUACACCUUUGCCAGUCUUUUUUAAAAGUAUAACUCCUGGUAAAGAUAAAGAAACGGCAUCUUACAUUGGUAAAGAAAUUAUAAAUGUUAUUGAUGAGGUAGUUAGUGAUGGAACAGAUGUGAAAUUAAUUUUUAUUGUAAUAACUGAUAAUGCUGCCAACAUGAGAGCUGCAUGGGACAUAGUGAGAGAAAAAUAUCCCCACAUUGUCUGUAUUGGUUGCCCUGCUCAUAUGUUAAAUCUUUUACUAGGUGAUAUCAUGAAAGUUGACUCUCUAAAAGAACUGCGUUGUAAUGUGAAAAAAGUUAUCAAACAGUUCAAGAAUCACCAUGUUCCAGGGGCAUUUUUUAAAGCCGAGCAAAAAGUAAGAUAUGGGAACAAAGCUGUGACCCUUAAACUCCCUCCCAAAACAAGGUGGUUUUUCUUUGUAAUUUCACUGUACUCUCUGAUAAGUAACAAAGCUGCACUGCAGUCCACUGUAAUAGAAGAGGAACUUGCCAUUGACAGUAAUGUGAGAGAGUUAGUUCUUGACAAUGCAGGGUUUUGGGUCUCUGUAACUGACUGUUACAAUUUGUUAGUUCCUAUUGCAAAAGCAAUAUCUCAUGUUGAAAGUGAUACUGCUCUUCUGUCUGAUUUGCCAUUUCUAACAAAAAAAGUUAGUCAUGAUAUUGAAGAAGUAUUAGCAACCUUCUCAUUGUUAACAAGUGAAGAGAAAACAGUAGUUAACUCAGCUGUGGUAGACAGAAUGUAUAAAUGCUGUUUUAAUGUACAUUUUGCUGCUAAUUUAUUGCAUCCAAUGAGAAUGGGGAAAGAUUUGGACCAAACGGAGAAGCAAGACGCUAUCCGCUUCAUUAGUGAACAGUGUAUACAUCUUGAACUCAACAAGGGAGAAGUGCUUGGCAAUCUGGCUGCAUUUAGGACCAAAACUGGUUCUUUUGGUGAUGAAAAUAUUUGGGAAGCUGCUGCCCACACCACCCCUGCUACAUGGUGGGGAGGUUUCUGUACUGAGCAACCGUUAUUUCCCAUAGCUGCUAGAGUUUUCAAUGUACCAAUUACCUCUGCGCCAUGUGAGCGUAACUGGUCCACAUUCAGCUCUGUUCAUACAAAGACCAAAAAUAGGAUUUUGAACGAAAGGGCCCAGAAGCAAGUUGCCAUUAAAAGCAACAUGCGCUUCAGCUCAAAUGGAAUUCAUGAACCUCCAAAGAAAAAAGCCAAAAAUCCAUUUGGAACUUAUGAUGUGAACUCUAACAUAGAAAAUGUUGAUGAUGUUGUAGAGUGGGAUGAGUCCGAGUUAAAUGAUAGUGAUUAUUCUGUCUCAGACUCAGAAGAGGAGUCCGAUGAUGAUGUUCCCCUUGCAUAUACUUUUUAAGUAUUUUAUUCUUUAUUGUUUUGACUGACUAAUUAAUAGGUUCAGGUUCAACUGAAAGUACUGAUUAUUUUUAAUUUAAUUCUAAGUUAUUUCUUAGCUUGUCUAAUCUGUACUGAAAUCUGGUUGUGAGUUUAUGUUGAAUGUAACCGUGCCAUUGUGCCUGUGCCAUAUGUGAUUUUAUGUAUAAUAAAUAAGAAAGUUUC